Molecule: messenger RNA, 2449 nt
Organism: Cuscuta campestris
Lineage: Eukaryota; Viridiplantae; Streptophyta; Magnoliopsida; Solanales; Convolvulaceae
Source: the annotation of a GenBank genome assembly
CCUUUCGUUUUCUGUGGUCUCUUCCUCUUCGCAGAAGCGGCGGCUGGAAAUACUGGGCAACCGCAGCGGCAAGCUGGACGACUCCUCAGCGGCGGCUUUGGUCAGCGGCUGCACCUUCUCCAGACGGAGACAAUCUGCGGACGGCGACGGAUCGGCGGCUGGACGACGGUGGCUACUCAGUGAGCGAUCGAAGCACUAGAGUUGGUGCAGUCUUUAAUUGUAUACAUUGGGAUAAAUGGGGGUGCAAUUAGCUUCUGAACAAGUAGCUAUGCUAGAGAUUGAGAGUGUUGAUCUUUCUGAUUCAGAGCUGGUAUAUCAUGUCAGGGAUGCCCUAAAAUCUGCUAUCCAGGGUGACAUGGACAAGUAUUCUCAGCUUGUUGGACUCAUAAAUCGUGAUCACCAGUUAUCACCUGAGGAGGUGGCAUUACUCGUGACAUGCUUAAAGGCUUUGUCAGGAACUGUCUCUUUUUUAGACAUUGUUCACCAUCGAUCUCUUCUUUCUUCGGUAUUUCGAAUAGUGAUGUGGAACUAUGGGACUGAUGUUAUGGAUGCUCUGAUGGAACUGGUUGUAUCUUUGGCAGCAUCAAGUGGGCAGUAUGUUGAUUUAUGCUUGGAAAUGCUUGUAAACAAUUUUGUGCCACCCGAAACUUUUGUGAAAUUGCUAAAUAAUCCAAGGGUUCAGGCAAGGAAGGGGCAAGUCCUUGAUCGUGUGCAUUCAACAUUAAAAGCUAUUGCUGAUUUAGUACCACUAUCACCAUUGAGACUCGAGAAGAUAAUUAAGGAGAGAAUGCAUAAGAUUCGUGACAAGGGGCCUAUUGUGAUUUAUGCGGAAAACAUGCUAAGAUUGGAUAGUGGCCCGCUGGGUGAACUUAUUGGGAGCACCAUGCUUGUGGCGAUUGUGGAUAGGGUUGUAGAUUUGGAUGUGGACAUACCAUGGGAUUCUAUUUUGCAAGAUGAUUUUACAAAAGGAAUAUUUGACACCGAGCUGGAAGAACUAGAAGGACCUAUGGAUGAUGGCCAGCAAGAUAGUUUUGAGCUUGAAAGGGAUAUUUGGAUAGACAAGUUUUUUGGGGACAGUAAAAGUGCUCAGAUGUUGGAUAGUUUAAUGGUGCUCACAUUCGAAUACUUCAUAUCUUGCAAAGAGAGUGGUCGCCUUUCUCUGAUCUUUGAUACACUACUUCACUCUUUCGAAAAAACUGUUUUGACAGCAUACAAGUCCAAAUUUGCCCAGUUUCUUGUGUUCUAUGCUUGUUCACUUGAUCCCGAAAACUGUGGCAAGAGAUUCGCGAUUACACUCAUUCAUAUUUUUGAGACUAGUGCCCAUUUAGAAUGGAGAAUGAGUGCUGUCGCUUAUCUUGCUAGUUACCUAGCACGUGCAAAGUUUAUGGACUUGCCAUUUGUUGCUGACUGUUUGGAAAUGUUGGUGAAUUGGUGUUAUAAUUAUAGCAAAAUUAGGACCGAUGAGAUUAAUCCAAAUCCUAAAGCUCACAAGAAUUUCUAUGCGGGAUGUCAAGCCAUAAUGUACAUAAUUUGCUUCCGAAGGGGGUCCAUUCACAGUUUCUUCCGUCUCAAAUCUCAACUCCUGCGCAUGCGUAUAGAGGAUAUUCUGAGGCAUCCAUUAAGUCCUUUGACGGUUUGUUUACCCUCUAUUGUAGAGGAGUUCCUUAGGGUAGCUGAAGCCACAUGCUUAUUUAGUUUCCCUGACAGUGAUGCCCCUGUCGGCGGUCUACUGGAGUCUGAACACUCAAUAGCAUUUGGUGGGUAUCAGAGGCUGGAUACAUUUUUCCCAUUUGAUCCCUGCUUGCUAAAGAAGGCCGACAGGUUUAUUAGGCCAAACUAUGUAUACUGGUCAAUGGUUCGAAAUGCAUAUGAUGAGAUUGAAGAAGACGAAUGCACAAGCGAUGAAGAUGAUGAUGUCGAAGUCUGUAUACCUGGGAACGGCAUAGACAUAAUAGCUCCAGGGACUGCCCGUGGCAAUGAGAAUUUUGAGGAGUUUGAUAAUACCCUUAGCAAGAUGUCUAUAACUCCUAAAAACUUGUUACUUCAUCAAAGCUUAGGCGGUCAAAGGGCAGGUUUGCAGAUGCCUUCUAGAAUCCGACCAUGUCCCGAGUCUCUGUGAUCGGACAGCCAUUGAUGGUUGGUUGGUUGCUUUUUCUAUGGGCAAGAAGAAUAUCUGUAUGUGUGCGUUGCUACUCUGUAAACUUAAUAUGAGCUUGAAACAGACAUUAAUGAGCCUGUACUACUACCGUAGCUAAUUUCAUUGCACUUCCUAAAAAUACUCAAAUUCGAGUUCUUGUUUCUGGAUGAUUAUAAUUUAUGAAUGUAAGAUUGUAUUGACAUGGCUUCUAUAUCAUUUGUCUAAUACUGUAUGUGGAACUUGGAAUGAGAUCAAACUCUAUUAGUUUCUUCUGGGGCUGCUGCAUCCUCUUUUGAGCUGUUGUAAACGAAU